AAGAGAGAAAGAGGGGUGGGAGGAGGGAGGUAGUAAGAGAGAGAAAUAAAAAUGGAAAUAAGAAAAGAAAUUUCGAAUACGUCUCGCAAUAUAACUCGGCUCGCAUCGCAGCUGAUCGCGAUGAUUUGCAUGUUGACUCCGUAAUUCCAAAUGGAAACUAAGAAGAAGAACUAGGAGCGUCAGUCCUCAAGAAGGUAGAAUGAAUCGGUUCUCAGGUGUAAAACCGGCUGGGCGUCGGCGCGGCUGCUGCCAGAAGAAAGAGACGGAAAAAGGGGAAAAAAAGAAGUAGCGACGGGGGUUCAGGGAGCAAGGAGGGAGAUAAGGUAAAAGAACGAGAGAGAAAGAGAGCGAGAGAGAAGAGAAGGAGGAGGAGGAGAAAAGGCGACUCGAUCUCUCCGAGUGCCUCUGGCUUACGGUGGGGUGCACCGACCGCACCCCCUCGGCGUCCUCAUCCCACCAAUGAUCUCCUACCUCAGUGCUGUACAUUACUAUACAUAGAACAUAACAUUAUAACACAGAUAUUCGUUCUAUUCUUUUGCAAUUCCUCUAAAUCAUAAUGGAGAAAAAUAAAAAAUAGGUUGAAAUCAAAGGGAAAUAUUCUUUUAUCUGGAACGUUGGCAAAUACUGAAGAGAAAAAGUUUUCAAAUCGUUUGAAAAUAAAUGUUCCAGAGUGUUUGAUCUUGAACGGAGAGGGUAUACGAAAUACUAACUACAAACCUGUGAGAUUCAACACACACACACAUACACACACAUACCACAGUCCUAACCAAGUCUCCUACGUUCAACCUGCGCGUCGCAGGCUCGCUGGUAGGUACGAUAACCGUGAGCUCCCCACCCAGUUCUCAAUCUCUCUCUUCUUCUCUCUAAUUCUCUCUCUAACUCUCUCUCUGUUCCUCUCCUGCUAUAUUUCCGAGCGGCAUGAGAAAAGGAAGGGAACCGGCGAGGUCCGGUCGCUCAGCAUCCAGCAGCAGCGCUACCAGCGGCAGCCGAAUGGAAAGACAGACUUCCAAGAAUAUCCGAUAUGCCGACGGAUCUAGUCGUGACGCCGGCUUCGGCCACGGCUUCCGAAGAAUCCAGCAGAGGUCGUGACCUGCCACUUGGUCCGUCCUCACGAUCCGCAUCAUCAUCUUCAGGGACAUCGUCCUCAGCAUCUUCCGGACAAUCGUCUUCCUCCAGAGGAUUCGAUCCUUCUAGUGCUCUCGCGGCUUAUCAUCAACAUCGACAUGGAUUGGUGACUGGGCUGGGCCAUCCUCAUCAUCGCGAAUCAUCUGCAUUCGUACCCGUCGUACCUUCCAGAUUGCAUCUCGCACCUUAUCCCGGCGAGAUGCAUCCUCAUCUUCCCGGAUUACCACCUUCCUCCUCUAACAACGGAAAUUCGGACCACGAAGUUGGUCCCGAACAAUCCGUGGCAAGAAAAGGAUCGUCUAGUUACGAGAUAAUGGCUAUGAUGGCUGAUAAAAGAAAAGAAUUAGCAGCGAGAGCUCUACUUCUCCCACCCCCACCUCUUUUAGAACCACCACCCGGAUACCCAGUUUUUGCAGGCCCUUUCCCUGGUAGUUCCGCUCUUUAUCCUCCUGGUGGACCAUUGGCUCAUCAGCAUCUCGAUCGAAGAUUAUUGAGAGCUCCUGGCAGAGCAUCCAGACCUAAAAAGCAAUUCAUAUGUAAAUUUUGUAACCGCCAGUUUACGAAAUCCUACAAUCUUCUUAUUCACGAAAGGACGCACACGGACGAGAGACCGUAUUCGUGCGAUAUUUGUGGUAAAGCUUUCAGACGACAGGACCAUCUUCGAGAUCACAGGUAUAUCCAUAGCAAAGAAAAACCAUUCAAAUGUGGCGAGUGUGGAAAAGGUUUUUGUCAAAGUCGUACUUUGGCCGUGCACAAAAUUCUUCACAUGGAAGAAUCGCCACACAAAUGUCCUGUAUGUGCGAGAAGUUUCAAUCAACGCAGUAAUUUAAAGACUCAUUUAUUGACGCAUACAGAUCACAAACCGUACGAAUGUACGUCCUGCGGAAAAGUUUUCCGUAGAAAUUGUGACCUAAGGAGGCAUGCACUGACUCAUGCAGUCGGUGACGUUCCUCCUGAAGCCUUGGAAGAGGCACUUAGGGAUGACGAUAGUCCUGAAGAAGAUUGUGGUCCAGAAUCAGGCUCGUCUUUGCCAUCGUCGUCUUCUUCAACGACGAGUUCAUCGUUGGCAAGUACAUCUGGAAAUACUUCUGGUUAUCAAAGUCAGACCCAAUCGAUACCAGGUCCAGCAGCGGCAGCAGCUGCAGCUGCAGCAGCAGUAGCAGCAGCAGCAGCAGGUCCACCACCACCACCUCCACCAUUACCACCACCGCAACCUCCAGCAUCAACGUCGUCAGCACCUGUAUCUGCAGCAACAUCAGCACCAGUUCCAUCGACAACAUCAACACCAACUCCAGUGCCAGCACCUCCGCAUCGACAAAGGCCACAAUUACAGAUCAGAAGAGAUCUCUUACCUUCAACGAUAAAACCUUCAACGAUAACAAGCGGUAGUUCGACUCAUCCGAACACGCACAAUCCUCCAGCAGCAUUGCCACCGCCACCUCCUCUGAUACUCUCGUCGUAUCGUAGAAGACUCGGUUCACCAGGUCCAUCGAGAGUUUUCUUAGAACUUCAGGAACGAGAACGCGAAAGAGAACGAGAAAUCAAACAAAACAGAGAUAGAGAUCAUGAAAGAGAACGCGAAGAGGAAAUUGAAAGGCCACCAAGAGCACCCACUCCUCAGCCACCUCCACCACCUAGGCCUGCACCCACGAGACAAGGAUUUACUAUUGCCGAUAUCAUGCGUCGGUAGAUAUCCAAUUUGUCAAACGUUUUUCAACGAAGAAAAACAACGUAUCUCGAACGUAAUCGAAGAUCAAACAAUUUUCUACUUCCUACGUCUUCCGUACUUUACUUAGAUUUUCAAACUGUACAUACAGAUAUCAAACGUGUUACUUUGAGAAACACGUGCAACUUUAACGAUCAUUAUUAUAAUCAUUAUGUGCCAGCGAAGUAAUAACUCUAGUCGCGGUGCUAUUACAAUCUGAAUUUUUUUUGUUUUUUUUUCAGCAUCAUUUGAAAAGAUGUAUAAAGAAAAGAACGAACAAAAAGUGUUUACGUAGCCGUGCCUUCUUACGUAAAUCAAACUUCGUUUAUGAAUAAGAAAAAAAUAUAUUCGAGAUAUUCGAAAAAAUGCCAAUUUUUAGAAUGUAAAUUGGACGAUAAGAAGUGAAAUUAUUAUCGAAAUGUUACGAAAAUGUGCCUUUUUUCUUUUUUAUUCUAGUGUAUCACAUGUCAAUUAUAUUUAACGCAAAUCGAUUAAAUAUUUGGAAUGAAAAUUUAUGAUAGAAGAGAUACUUCAAGAAUCUAAUAAUAAAUAGUGAUGAGAUAUUUAAAUAAGAGAAAAAGAAAAAUACAAAGAAAAGAGGAAGAAGAAGAAGAAGAAGAAUACAAUAAAAAAAAUUAAAAAAUAUAACAAUGAAAAGACAAUAAGCCAAAGUGCUUUGUCUUUGUCGUAAAUUCUGAAGAAGGGUUAAUGCAAAUUUGGUGGUCACGGUGUAGCCAGUGCCACUGCUGCCACUAUUGCCACGGUGGCAGCAGGUGCAUUACGGUGUCGAAACUACUUUAAUCCCACUUUUAGUACUACCUGCUCCUGCCCCCAUCUAAAAAUAUUCCGACCCUCGAAGAAUGUUGCUUUUUUUUUUCUCCUUUACUUUUGAGGGAAAGAGAGAGAGAGAGAAAGAAAGAGGAACUAUUAAGGGUCCUUUUGUGUUCGACCACAAAAAGGAUCCUUCUGUAGUCUGUGUUAUGCGACCGACCAAAACUACAUUUUCUUCUCGAUAAAAUCCCGUCAAAAUUCUAGGAUGACAAAGAGAAUUAUUCCUUUUUCUUUUUCUUUUUUCCUUUCCCCCCCUCCCCACCCCCCUUUUUGUUUUGUUCUUUAUUCUUUUCUUCUUUAUCUCGGAUAAGCGUAUUUGUAUGUUUAACGAAACUCCGAAAAAUUAGGGAUGAUAAUUUGUGAGAAAAAAAAAUGUCGAAUUUAAGAUGUACGCGCGAAAAAAGUAUCAGUACUUUAUUAAAAAUCAUUUUAUGCGAAGUAAGUAAAACGAAUGACGGAUCAACAAUGGAUCGAAAGUUAUUACAAUGUUUUACUAUUAUUGAUUACGUUCAACUAAACAAAUGGGAAUAUAAUUUUUGAGCUGUUUUACAUUCCACAGAUAAGUGGCGAUUAAAGUGAAAAAUUGUUUUACAAAAAAAUCUUAUGACACAAAAAAAUGUAUAGUGAUAUAUUUACAAUGUACAAUAUACUACGUACAAUGGCAACCGUCCAAGUGAUUCACAUAAAAUUAGCACAAAAACGAGCUAAAUUUCCUGUUAUUUUAUACGUUUUCUGUUUAUGCUAAACAUAAAUAUAUCUAUAUUUUUAGAUUUAUACGAGCGUUAAGUAAGUUUGUAAAUUAUAUAUUAAGGACAGAUGAAAAAUAAAAAAAAUGAUACUACA
This is a messenger RNA of Polistes canadensis, 4504 nucleotides long. It is a transcript of the gene bowl, whose product is annotated as protein bowel. Gene Ontology annotation, cellular component: nucleus. Gene Ontology annotation, molecular function: RNA polymerase II transcription regulatory region sequence-specific DNA binding; DNA-binding transcription factor activity, RNA polymerase II-specific. NCBI's taxonomy places the organism in Eukaryota, Metazoa, Arthropoda, Insecta, Hymenoptera, Vespidae. The transcript is spliced from 3 exons. The coding region runs from base 1022 to 2815 and encodes 597 amino acids. The record is from RefSeq and is a predicted model, not a curated record. Gene Ontology annotation, biological process: embryonic pattern specification; regulation of transcription by RNA polymerase II; embryo development.